Entamoeba invadens IP1 is the source of this 897-nucleotide messenger RNA. Its product is annotated as gpi-anchor transamidase, putative. Lineage: Eukaryota; Evosea; Mastigamoebida; Endamoebidae. The record is from RefSeq and is a predicted model, not a curated record. The transcript has a single exon. Gene Ontology annotation, molecular function: GPI-anchor transamidase activity. Gene Ontology annotation, biological process: proteolysis; protein localization to cell surface; attachment of GPI anchor to protein. The coding region runs from base 1 to 897 and encodes 298 amino acids. Gene Ontology annotation, cellular component: GPI-anchor transamidase complex.
AUGAGACUACUUUUCCUCGUGCUCCCCUUUUUGGCGUUGUCUAUUGAACAACCCAAAUUAAAUCAAGCGGUUGUAGUUAAUUUAAGUAGAUAUUGGUUAAAUUAUAGACACAGCUCAAGUGCUAUGUUGGUAUACAACACACUGAAAAGACUGGGAUAUUCGGACGACCAACUGUUGUUCUUUAUGGCGGACGACCACGCGUGUCAUCCACGAAAUAUAUACCCUGGAGAACUUCGCCAAGACACAAACAUGCCGAAUGUCUACACGGACGUGAUCAUUGAUUACAAAGGUCGUGAUGUGUCGAUCGACAAGUUCAUGCGCGGGAUGUUGGGACGUGACCGUGUUGGGACACCUGAUGCCUUACGUGUGAUGAAAGGUCAACGGAUGUUUGUGUACCUGAUUGGACACGGCGGAGAGGGUUUCAUGAAGUUUCAAAAUCGUGAUGAGAUCACGUCAUGGGAUAUCGCUUACUUAUUCAAAGAAAUGGAAAUCAUGAAUCGGUAUAAGGAAAUGCUUUUUGUCGUCGACACGUGUCAAGCUUCAAGUCUUAGUGAUCGUAUCACAGCAAAGAACGUUAUUACCGUUGGAAGUUCUAUAACAGGCUUAAGUAGUUAUUCGGGUCGAAUUUCAAGUGAAAUAGGAGCAAUCACUUCAGACUUGUGGGAUGAAAAUCAAGACAUUUUGUUCACUGAAAGACUUGACAAAGACUCAAAUAUGACGGUGAGAGAUUACUUGAAGUAUUUCACUUAUCCAAUGCUUAAGACACAACACGGAUGGCGUGAAGAUUUAUUUAAUCGACCUAUGGAGGACGUCAAAAUGAUCGAUUUCUUGGGAUAUGUACCAAAGAAGGUAACUAUUGAUUUGAAAAGUAUCCCAUGGGAUAGCAACAUAUUUUAA